Molecule: messenger RNA, 1306 nt
Organism: Sander lucioperca (pikeperch)
Lineage: Eukaryota; Metazoa; Chordata; Actinopteri; Perciformes; Percidae
Gene: pmch
Product: pro-melanin-concentrating hormone
Exons: 3
Coding region: 755-1189 (144 amino acids)
Biological process (GO): behavior; chemical synaptic transmission
Molecular function (GO): type 1 melanin-concentrating hormone receptor binding; melanin-concentrating hormone activity
Source: RefSeq, a predicted model, not a curated record
AUUAGAAAAGUGCCUGACGUCAUUUGCAUUGUUUCUUAUUGUCCAAUUGGAUGACUCGAAAUGUGGGUCUUCUGUGGCUUUCAAUAAUAAAAAAUAAAAUGCUGCAUGCUGCUCUUUUUUAAAAUUUAGACUUCAACAAAAAAGGCAGUGUCGUGUAACCUGCAAAGAGGUGCUCUGUCUGAGCGGGGCCUUACUCAUCAUCUUUUUUGUUGUUGUAAUAAUCUGGUGUCUUGCUGCUUUCAUACGUGUAACUGACCUUUGUGGAUGGUCCGUCAUAGGAUUUUUUUCAGCCAUGUGCAGCCAUUGAUGCUAUUCAGAGAAAUUGACUCACUAAGACCACUCAGUGGUCUCUGUCCUCUAACCUGCUGGGUUCAUUUCAGCAUGUGGAUUCUGAAGGAAAAGAUACACAAGUAAUUCCUGCACUUUGACCUCCUGUGAGCCUUUUUAAAAUUACAACCCUCCAUGUAUCCCUUAUUUAUCCAUUUGAAUUCAUCACAUCUCUAAACAGACAAAAGAGAGCUAUUCACCUUCUUCUUUAUGAAGGGAACAGCUUUUAAAAUGACAGUUGUGACCUUUACACUUCCUGAGACCUUUGGCCGUUAAGAUGGAUGCACCCCUGCAGGAUACAUGACAAUUAAUUACAUUUAACAGUCGUAAGUUGUAAGCAAAAUGCCCUCUCCCUGAAUAUAUAAGACAGCUGAGAGCCCGGUUACAACACUCGUUAGGUGAGAGAGAACUAAACAUUGUAGACACCAUGGUUUCUGUCUACUCUGUCCUGUAUACUCUGGUGCUGUUCUCUGAGCUGAGCAGCCACUUGGUCACUGUAGCCAUGCCUGCAACUAAAGGAGAAGACGGCGUAACUGAGCAAGAUGGCCUGUUCCUGGGGGACGAGUCCAUGACUGAGCCCGCUGGGGUUCCUCUCUCGUACAGACGAAACCUCAUGCUUGACACCAACGCGAUGGAUGAAGACGGAAGCCCUAAAAUCAUAAUCGUUUCAGACAUGGGGCUGAAAGGACACAGUAUUCGUGGGCUGAACCCAACCUUCACCCGGAGCUUUCCCCUGCUCACAGACCGAAGCUUGAGUCACAUUCCUGCCGAGCACCGUUUAACCAUUGGUCGCAGAAAUACUGACGACGGCAUGCUGCGGUGUAUGAUAGGAAGAGUGUACCGACCCUGCUGGGUAGAAUAAUGCUGCCAUCCUGCCCUGAAUGUGUUGUAAAAAUGACUUCCUUAUAUAUGUUAUCAUGAAAUGUAGAAAAUGAGUACACAAACAUGUAAAACCAAAUAAAAGUUUAUUAAAAGUCUG